Messenger RNA from Haemonchus placei, 816 nucleotides. The record is from the annotation of a GenBank genome assembly. Lineage: Eukaryota; Metazoa; Nematoda; Chromadorea; Rhabditida; Trichostrongylidae.
AUGUACGAGUUAUUGAAUGUUUUUAUGGUUCUGCGGCUCAGGGAAACAGAAAUUAACUUUAAGGUAGCGAUGUUCCUGACACGCAGCGAGUAUGAUCGUGGUGUGAAUACAUUUUCACCGGAAGGAAGACUGUUCCAAGUCGAAUAUGCCAUUGAGGCCGUGAAGCUUGGCUCUACCAGCAUUGGAAUACGCACUAAAGAAGGAGUUUUACUAGCCGCUGAAAAGAGAUCUACCUCCAAGCUUAUGGUUAAUGAUGCCAUUGAAAAAAUAAGCAAGGUCGAUGAACAUGUCGGUGUAACAUUUGCCGGCUUGAUUGCCGAUUCUCGAACGCUUGUGGAAAGGGCACAGAUUGAAGCGCAAAAUUUUUGGUUCACCUACAACCGGAAGAUUCGAAUUGAAGAUGUUACUCAAUCAGUUGCAAACCUCGCUCUCCAGUUUGGCGAUGAUGAUGUGAAGGCUUCAAUGUCUCGCCCCUUCGGUGUUGCCAUGCUGUUCGCUGGGGUAGAUCAAGAUGGAGCAAAGCUUUUCCAUCUUGAUCCCUCAGGAACUUUCAUUGAUUGUAAGGCAAAGUCGAUCGGUGCUGCAAGUGAUGGAGCGGAGCAGAGUUUGAAGGAACAGUAUCACGAUAAUAUGACAUUGAAAGAAGCGCUGAAGGUGGCACUGGCUAUCUUGAAGCAGGUCAUGGAGGAGAAGUUGAAUAGUGCUAACGUAGAGGUGGUUGUUAUCAAACCUGUGAAAGAUUCCAAAGGUCGCCAGGUUGGGGCAUUCGAACGUGUCAGCAAUGCAGAUCUUGAUGUCGUUAUCUCAACGUUAUAA